This is a messenger RNA of Pogoniulus pusillus (Red-fronted tinkerbird), 1942 nucleotides long. It is a transcript of the gene FDXR, whose product is annotated as ferredoxin reductase. The transcript is spliced from 12 exons. Gene Ontology annotation, biological process: ubiquinone biosynthetic process. The record is from RefSeq and is a predicted model, not a curated record. The coding region runs from base 21 to 1469 and encodes 482 amino acids. NCBI's taxonomy places the organism in Eukaryota, Metazoa, Chordata, Aves, Piciformes, Lybiidae. Gene Ontology annotation, cellular component: mitochondrion.
GGGACAGCGGCAGCGGCGGCAUGGGGUGCGGCGGCGCGUGCUGGAGAGGCAGCGGCGUCCCGGGCGGACUCAGGCGGUGGCUGUCCUCAGCUGCCCCGGCACCUCGGAUCUGUGUGGUGGGCAGCGGGCCCGCCGGCUUCUACACGGCUCAGCACAUCCUCAAGCACCAUGGCGGGGCCCAAGUGGACAUCUAUGAGAAGCUGCCUGUUCCCUUUGGGCUCGUCCGUUUUGGGGUGGCCCCUGACCACCCUGAAGUGAAGAACGUGACCAACACCUUCACGCAGACGGCGCGCUCGGAGCGCUGCGCCUACUACGGGAACGUCACCGUGGGGAGGGACGUCACGGUGGCAGAGCUGCAGCAGGCUUACCACGCCGUGGUGCUGAGUUAUGGUGCUGAAGGUAACCGUGUGCUGGGGAUCCCAGGGGAGAAGCUCUGCGGCGUUCAUUCGGCUCGUGCCUUCGUGGGCUGGUACAAUGGGCUGCCCGAGAACCGGGAGCUGAAGCCUGACCUGAGCUGUGAGACGGCUCUGAUCCUGGGACAUGGGAAUGUGGCGCUGGACGUUGCCCGGAUCCUCUUGUCCCCACUACAGCUCCUCAGGAAGACAGACAUCACUGCUGGCUCCCUGGCAGCUCUCGCCUGCAGCAAGGUGAAGCGUGUCUGGCUGGUUGGGAGGAGGGGACCUCUCCAAGUUGCUUUCACUAUCAAGGAGCUGCGGGAGAUGAUAAACCUGCCUGGUACCAGACCUGUCCUGAGCCCUGCUGACUUCACAGGCCUUGAAAAUGCUAUUAAAGAUGCCCCAAGGCCCAGGAAGCGACUGACUGAGCUGAUGAUCAAAACAGCCCUGGAAAAGCCUGGGGAGAAGACUGUGGAGGUGCAGGCAGCAGCCCCUCGGGAGUGGGGGCUGAAGUUCCAGCGCAGCCCUCAGGAGAUGCUGCCCAGUGCUGAUGGGACUCGAGUGAGAGGGGUUCGUCUGGCCCUGACACGCCUGGAGGGCUCAGGUGACUCUGCUAGAGCCAUCCCCACUGGAGAUGUGGAGGAGCUGGAGUGUGGGCUGGUGCUCAGCAGCAUUGGCUACCAGAGCCUGCCCCUGGACCCAGCAGUGCCUUUUGAUGCCCAGCGUGGUGUUAUCCCAAACAGCUCUGGCAGAGUGGAGGGUGUCCCAGGUCUGUACUGCAGUGGGUGGGUGAAGAGAGGACCCACGGGGGUGAUCAUCACCACCAUGAAUGACAGCUUUGACACUGCCCAGUCUGUGCUGGAGGAUCUCCAGGUGGGCACUCUGGACGUGUCCACCUCCAGAGAAGGCUUUGGAGCCGUGGAGAGCAUCCUGCGCAGCCGAGGGGUCCGUCCUGUUUCCUUCUCUGACUGGGAGAAGAUAGAUGCUGCUGAAGUGGCAAGAGGCAAAGCUGCUGGCAAGCCCCGGGAGAAGAUAGUGGAUCCUCAGGAGAUGCUGCAGCUGAUUGGGCAGUAAAGCAGCAGCAAUGGAAAGGUGGCACUGGUCCAGCUGCUAUGCCAGCAGGUUACAGACAUAGCCCAGGAGCACAGGGCUUGUGCCUAGAGCUGGUGGCUGCUCUGGGGAGGUUUGAUACUUGAGCCUCUCCCCUAAGGAUGAACUCUGGCUUCCCAAAGUGAAAGUCUCAAUGCAUUGGAGGCUGCUGGAUGGCCCUGCACUGGCCCAGGAGCUGCCACUCCUGGAGGUGAUUCUUGUCACUGGGAUCCUUCAAGCAGAAAGGAAUUGAUUGGAAAUGUGCACUGGAUGGGGCAAAUAUGCCCCAGGCUGGAGCCCUGCCCAGGCACUGCCCUGUGGCAAGUCACACAGAGAACCUUCCUUGUGUCUUUAAGCCAAAUGGCUUCAUGGCCUUGUCAUUCAUGCCUUAGCAGGCUUCUUUUAGUAAUAAUUGUUUUUUAAAAUAGAAUAAACCCUUCCAGGAAAGCCAAACUGAA